AUGCGGUACGAAGACUGGGACGUGAUUCUCUUCCCCGAAUCGUCCAAGGUGCCCAUUCAGGAAUUCAAGACCCAAUGUUUCGUCACCAAGGAUAAGGAUUCACCCUACUUGCAUAGUCCCGGUCUUGUCAGUCCGGCUACUUGUCCUCUGCCACAGAGCAAUGAGGGCCAGUUGCCAGUUCUCACUACUUUCGUCCCAAGUUUGCGUCACAACACCCCAUUCCGUGUGUCCGUUCAUAGCUGGCAGAAGCCCACACCCAGUCGGUUGAUAGAAAGCCUCUUGCAGCCAGAUGAUGCAGUGCUUUUCGAGGUGCGGGUCUUUAUUGAUGGCCUGUGUGUCUCGGGUAGCGUUUUCCAUCAGAGAUCAGGGUGGCCUCAUGUUAUUGACCUAAACGUCGAUAAGACUGGCAAUCAGGAUAGCCUCCGUUUCCCUCCAUUCCACCAGGAGAUUCUAGAGCAGAGACAUUGGGAUGCAGCUGAGCUAUAUGGUAGGAUUAGAAUUGUGAUUGCUGAGGGCUUUUGUCGCCCACACCGCUAUCCACCAUUCGAGAGAGUCAAGGAGAUCGUCGCGUUUGCCUUCCAGCAUGCUCCACUGCAGGUCCUGGAGCAUUCAAACAUCGCCUGGCCGAACCCUUCGAUGUGGACACGGGAGCCACGGCUUUUCAAGUACAACUCGGGCAUUGAUCCUGCUAAUUUGACAGCAGAAGACUCACACGCCCACUCUCCCAGUAAGCAAGGUGCUCAGGGUCGGAUGUUGGCCCCCAGAAGCCAAGUAAGCAGCCAUUCAGGCAAUUCCUGGGCAUAUCGAAACUAUCAAAGAUCAAUUCAGAUGCCUCUACCCCAGUGGCAAGGCCAAUGCAUGCCAGAUCCCUUCACCGACCCUGUUAUCCGACAUCGAGGUGCACGAUCAUCUUGCGAGGAUAUUCCCAUGCCUGAUUAUAUCUCUAGCUCUGGAAGUAGUCGCGCCAUCUCCAGCAUGACGGGCAUUAGCUACGAGCAUAGCAAACAUCCCAGCAUAGUAACCCCCGUCGAUGAGGAGUCAUACCGGCAGCUGAUUGAAGCAUUGAGUCCGCCAAAGCCACUGGCCCUGUUCGGCAUUGCUGCACCCACCAAUAGCCCCUCUACUGCUUUACCCAUGGGAAAUAAGCUUUCUGCAGCUGCUGAAGCGCGUUCUGCACCCUACACCAAAGGCAGCAGCCGGACGUCGAUCUUGAAGGAGAUCUCAUUGCCUGGAACCAGAGAAGCGUCUGGGUCCAGCACUAAAUCCACCGCUGCUUCGGAGGCAACGGCUGAGGGAGCGGCAACUACCAAGAUUCAUGCUACCCCUAGCCCACGCGUCAAAAGCCGCAAGGAGGGCAUGUCCCAGACCAAGGACAAUGAAUCUUUGGGGGGGUCGCCACUCAAAGUGAACGAGAAAUCCCGCGAAAGCCCCUCCAAGCUGGUGGUGCGUACCAGCGGAGGUGUGGAAACCCCAACUCGGUCCAGCCGCAAGUCAUCUACAGGUUCUGCCCGUGCAGAGGUCUCUCCCAUUUCCUAG
Molecule: messenger RNA, 1536 nt
Organism: Aspergillus neoniger CBS 115656
Lineage: Eukaryota; Fungi; Ascomycota; Eurotiomycetes; Eurotiales; Aspergillaceae
Exons: 6
Coding region: 1-1536 (511 amino acids)
Source: RefSeq, a predicted model, not a curated record